AUGUCUCCAACUCCGCCAACAUCCACCAGCACCCAUAAUGCCGCAAGCAAAUCUACACACCCGAAGAUGCAGUACCAAAGACUCGGCAACAGCGGCCUAAAAGUCUCCCGAAUAAUACUCGGCUGCAUGACAUACGGCAAUCCCAACUGGGAAGGAUCCCCUUGGGUGCUGAGUGAAGAAGAGUCCCUCCCACUCCUCAAACGAGCCUACGACCUCGGCAUCAACACCUUCGACACAGCCAAUACCUACUCGAACGGAAAUUCCGAAACCAUCAUCGGAAAGGCGCUGUCGACAUACUCCAUCCCCCGCAGCAAAGUAGUGAUCAUGACGAAGCUAUACUACCCCGUUCUCGAAGAUGACCUCGAUGCCCGGCCAAAUCCAGCGUUCAAUGAUGGGGACUUAGUCAAUCAGAUGGGACUGAGUCGCAAGCACAUCUUUGAUGCGGUGGAGGGAUCCCUCCGUCGACUCGGUACAGAUUACAUCGAUGUUCUACAACUCCACCGUUUAGAUCGCGAGACAUCUCCAGAGGAAAUCAUGCGCGCUCUUCACGACCUCGUUCAACUGGGCAAGAUCCACUACCUGGGCGCAUCAAGUAUGCACUGCUGGGAAUUCGCGCGGCUGCAAUACACCGCCAAGAUGAAUGGGUGGACUUCGUUCGUGAGCAUGCAGGGCCUGUACAACUUGCUUUACCGCGAAGAGGAGCGCGAGAUGAAUCCGUUCUGUGUGGCGGAGGGCGUCGGGCUCAUUCCGUGGAGUCCGUUGGCGCGCGGGUUACUGGCUCGUCCGUCGCGGGAAAAGUCAGCGCGCGCGGAUCAGGACGUGAAGACGAAGAAGUGGUUUGUAGGCGAUCAGGAUACGGUGAUCAUUGAUCGGGUUGAGGAGCUGGCGGCGAAGAAGGGCUGUGGGAUGAGUUCCAUUGCGAUGGCGUGGUUGUUGAAGAGGGGCACUUGUCCGAUUGUCGGGCUGAAUAGCAUUCAGCGAAUUGAGGCUGCGCUGGAGACGCUGGAGGUGGAGCUGACUGAUGAGGAAAUGUUGUUUUUGGAGGAGGAGUAUAAGCCGUUGGCUGUACAGGCAAUAUAA
Messenger RNA from Penicillium argentinense, 1080 nucleotides. Its product is annotated as aldo/keto reductase. Bases 1 to 1080 code for a protein of 359 amino acids. NCBI's taxonomy places the organism in Eukaryota, Fungi, Ascomycota, Eurotiomycetes, Eurotiales, Aspergillaceae. The transcript has a single exon. The record is from RefSeq and is a predicted model, not a curated record.